AUGGCCUCCAAAACUGUUCUUGUCACCGGUGGCACCGGUUACAUAGGUUCAUUCACGACCCUUGCUCUCCUCGAGAACGGCUACGAUGUCGUCAUUGUCGAUAACCUGUACAACUCCUCGAAUGAGGUUGUCAACCGCAUUGAGCUCAUUUGCGGGAAGCGCCCUGUCUUUUACCAGGCCGACAUCACCAACGAGGCUGCUCUCGACGAAGUCUUUACCAAACACCCCGAAAUCGACAGCGUCAUCCACUUCGCCGCCCUCAAGGCUGUUGGCGAGUCCGGCGAGAUCCCACUCGAGUACUAUCGCGUCAACGUCGGCGGCAGCAUCACGCUUCUGCGCGCCAUGGAGAAGCAUGAUGUCACCAACAUCGUCUUCUCCUCGUCAGCCACCGUCUACGGCGAUGCCACGCGCGUUCCCAACAUGAUCCCCAUUCCUGAACACUGCCCCAUCGGGCCCACGAACACAUACGGCCGGACAAAGGUCAUGAUCGAAACGGUCAUUACAGACCACGUCGAGGCGCAGCGACGCAAGAACCAGAAGGCUGGGAAGCCAUACGACCAAUGGAAUGGUGCUUUGCUUCGCUACUUCAACCCCUGCGGUGCUCACCCCAGCGGCAUCAUGGGCGAGGACCCCCAGGGCGUGCCAUACAACCUCCUCCCCUUGCUCGGCAAGGUGGCUACCGGUGAGCGGGAGAAGCUGCUCGUUUUUGGCGACGACUACACCUCGAGGGAUGGCACGGCAAUUCGCGACUACAUUCAUGUCCUCGACCUUGCGAGCGGACACUUGGCUGCUCUCAACUACCUUCGCGAGCACAAGCCCGGUGUCAAGGCUUGGAACCUGGGCUCUGGUCGCGGGAGCACAGUGUUUGAGAUGAUCAAGGCCUUCAGCAAGGUCGUCGGCCGGGAUCUCCCCUAUGAAGUGGUCGAACGGAGGCACGGUGACGUCCUGGAUUUGACGGCCAACCCUGCGCUAGCCAACAAGGAGCUGCAGUGGAAGACACAGCUUACCCUGGAGGAUGCUUGUGCCGACUUGUGGCGCUGGGUUGAGAACAACCCCAAGGGGUACCGGCAAGACCCGCCAACCCAUCUUCUGGAAGGUCUGAAGGCUACGCGGAACUGA
Parathielavia appendiculata is the source of this 1119-nucleotide messenger RNA. RefSeq names its product UDP-glucose 4-epimerase. Gene Ontology annotation, cellular component: cytosol. Bases 1 to 1119 code for a protein of 372 amino acids. Gene Ontology annotation, molecular function: UDP-glucose 4-epimerase activity. The transcript has 3 exons. Gene Ontology annotation, biological process: beta-D-galactose catabolic process via UDP-galactose, Leloir pathway. NCBI's taxonomy places the organism in Eukaryota, Fungi, Ascomycota, Sordariomycetes, Sordariales, Chaetomiaceae. The record is from RefSeq and is a predicted model, not a curated record.